Messenger RNA from Myodes glareolus (Bank vole), 2843 nucleotides. RefSeq names its product zinc finger protein 287 (gene Znf287). Gene Ontology annotation, biological process: regulation of DNA-templated transcription. The record is from RefSeq and is a predicted model, not a curated record. NCBI's taxonomy places the organism in Eukaryota, Metazoa, Chordata, Mammalia, Rodentia, Cricetidae.
GUCGCUGCGAAGCCCAGACUCUGGGGGUUCCGACCGGGGCCUCUGGGGACCGAGCGGGGACUGGCGCGUCCUGGCGGCUCCCGGCUCCUCCCGGAGAGGAAAGCGGUGAAGCGGAGCCCCCCGUGCAACUCCGGGUCGAGCCUGCCACGCAGGCGCCGGCCACGCCGCCGCCAUUGUUGCCCGUGCUGCGUGGACGGGGCCGAGCGACAGGGUCUCGCUCGUCAUUUCAAGUUCUGGACUCAGAAUCUGUUAUAAGCUGCUAGCUUUACUGUGGUUCCAUUCUGGCCAUGACUGCAGCAGCCCUUGAGGGGAAAAAAAUUAUUAUGACAAUAGCAUGAGACUUCAAUCAAUUGGCUCAGUACUGGAAAAAUAAAGGAUCCUACCAGAUUGGUUCUCCCGUUUAUAGCAAUGUUAGCCUCAAGAAAGAGGAUGUCCAGUUCUUCACGCUCACAAGUCCUUCUAAUGUGGAAGCCAGACAAGGUUCAAAACGGGCAAACACUCACUUCAAGACUCUUGCGUGACACUGAGACCUGUCGACAGAAUUUUAGGAAUUUCCCGUACCCAGAUGUGGCAGGUCCUCGGAAAGCACUGAGUCAGCUCCGAGAGCUCUGCCUUAAGUGGCUGAGACCCGAGGUUCACUCCAAGGAGCAGAUCCUGGAGCUGCUGGUGCUGGAGCAGCUCCUGGCCAUCCUGCCCGGCGAGGUCAGGGCUUGGGUAAAGUCUCAGUGCCCAGAGAACACCGAGGAAGUGGUGACUCUGGUGGAGGAUUUGACGCAGAUUCUAGAAGAGGAAGCUCCUCAGAAUUCUGCUCUUCCCCAAGAAAUCCCAGAGGAAGACCCCAAGCAUGCUUUCCAGGCAGGGUGGCUCAAUGACUUGGUGACCAAAGAAUCAGUGACAUUCACAGAUGUGGCUGUGGAUAUCACCCAAGAGGACUGGGAACUGAUGCGUCCCGUUCAGAAGGAACUGUAUAAGACUGUGACUUUGCAGAACUAUUGGAACAUGGUUUCUCUAGGACUGACCGUCUACAGGCCAACUGUGAUUCCCAUCUUAGAAGAGCCGUGGAUGGUGAUAAAGGAAAUUGUAGAAGGUCCUAGCCCAGAAUGGGAAACAAAAGCUGAAGCACAUAUUCCAUUAACAGAUCCACCUAAGUUCAAACAGGAUGGAACCCAGACCAUCAAAUUGGAAGAAGCCUACGACUGUGAUGACAGAUUAGAGAGGCAGCCAGUGUAUGCCUUCAGGAAGAUUCACCUGGAUGAAGGAGACUUCAGUUUGAAGUCAGAAAGUUCAGAAGAAGACUCUACAGAAGACUAUCUUAGUAAAUACGAUAUAUAUAGAAAUAACUUUGAAAAGCACACAAACCUGGUUGUACAGUUUGAUACCCAAUCAGAUAAUAAAACUUCUCUGUAUGAUGAAAGCAAGCCAACAUUCACUAAUGUCUCAUCUGGUGUUGUGCAUGGGAAAAUACUUCCUGGAGAUAAGCCUUAUUCGUGUAAUGUCUGUGGAAAAAAAUUUAGGAAAUACCCAUCCCUCCUGGCACACCGAAAUAGCCAUGCCAAAGAGAAAUCAUAUGAAUGUGAAGAAUGUGGGAAAAAGUUUAAGCACAUCUCCUCCCUCAUUGCACAUCAGAGAAUGCACACUGGAGAAAAGCCGUAUGAAUGUCACCAGUGUGGUAAAGCCUUCAGCCAGCGGGCACACCUUACUAUACAUCAGAGAAUCCAUACUGGAGAAAAGCCCUACAAGUGUGAUGAAUGUGGAAAAGACUUUAGUCAGCGUGCACAUCUUACUAUACAUCAAAGGACACAUACUGGUGAGAAACCAUAUAAAUGUUUGGAAUGCAGUAAAACCUUUAGUCAUAGUUCAUCAUUGAUUAAUCAUCAGAGAGUUCAUACUGGAGAAAAACCUUACAUAUGCAAUGAAUGUGGGAAAACUUUCAGUCAGAGUACACACCUCCUCCAACAUCAAAAAAUUCAUACUGGGAAAAAACCAUACAAGUGCAAUGAGUGUUGGAAGGUGUUUAGUCAGAGCACUUACCUCAUUCGACAUCAGAGAAUUCAUUCUGGAGAGAAGUGCUAUAAAUGCAAUGAGUGUGGGAAGGCUUUUGCUCAUUCCUCAACUCUCAUACAACACCAAACUAUCCACACUGGCGAGAAAGCCUAUAUCUGUAAUGUGUGUGGGAAAGCCUUCAGCCAGAGUGCAAAUCUUACUCAGCAUCAUAGAACACACACUGGAGAGAAGCCGUAUAAAUGUAGCGUGUGUGGGAAAGCCUUCAGCCAGAGCGUGCACCUUACUCAACACCAGAGGAUUCACAAUGGAGAAAAGCCCUUUAAAUGUAAUGUAUGUGGGAAAGCUUACAGACAAGGUGCAAAUCUUACUCAGCAUCAAAGGAUCCAUACUGGAGAGAAACCCUAUAAAUGUCAUCAAUGUGGAAAAGCUUUUAUUUACUCCUCAUCACUUAAUCAACACCGAAGAACUCACACUGGGGAGAGACCCUAUAAAUGUAGUCAUUGUAACAAAGAUUUUAGCCAGAGAACAUGCCUUAUUCAACACCAGAGAAUUCACACAGGAGAGAAGCCCUAUGUGUGCCGUAUAUGUGGGAAAUCCUUCACCCAGAGUACCAAUCUUAUUCAGCAUCAACGUGUUCAUACGGGUGUCAGGCACCGCAGCAGGUGCCAGAUACCACAGCUAUUGGAUAUGACUUUGUUUAAGCUUUAAAACUUGAUUGCUUAAGUUUCAUUUCGUGUGCUGUGUCAAACUAUUCGAAAGAAAGCUGAAGAAGUGCAAUAUGCUAGAAGCCACAGUAGCAGAAGUACGAGAAUUAGUAAAGCGGCUCUGGUCCAUUUAGA